CUGCAGCACUUGACACAGCCACAUUUUUCCGUAUUCGGCAGCGUAGGAGAGCUAUCGAUGUGAGGAGUUUUCGCAUCACUAUACAAGUCGCAGCGCAGGAGAAGUUCUGUGCAACGCUUGUCACAUGUGAUCAGCUGUGAUAUGAUUGAUAUUCAGGUGAGACAAGGAUGAGGUGAAGGUUGCCAUGUCCAUGUUCGCGAAGAUUGCGUUCUACCCCACCGUGGGCUACACGCUGUUCAUGGCACAGGUGUCGUCCAGGAAGUACUACAACAGGAUCAAUGACACAGUGGUGCUGGGAGCUCUGCCGAUCAAGUGGAUCCUCAAGGAGUUGACUGCAAAGGAGAGCGUUACUGCAUUGGUGUCUGUCAACGAGAACUUUGAGCUGGAGAGCCUUGUACCUUCAAAGGAGGAUCUCCGUCAGCGAGGCAUCGACCAGCUUCAGCUUCCCACUGUGGACUACGUGGGAACUCCAUCUCAAGACAACAUCCGCCGCGCUGUGGACUUCAUCACUAAGUACAGGGAGAAGAAGGAGACAGUCUACGUUCACUGCAAGGCCGGAAGGACACGCAGUUCCACAGUGGUGGCGUGCUAUCUGAUGGAGACAUACAACUACACACCGGAGCAAGCGGUGGACUUCAUCAAGGCCAGAAGGCCACAUGUGUGGAUCCGGGAGAAGCAGUGGAACUCCAUCAGGACCUUCUACAGGGAAAUACACAAAGACCCAGUGUCUGGCUGAGGAUGUUAUGGUGGAGUGUGUGAUUUGUUAGGCCUCAUCCUCUCUGAACCUAUUUCAACCUGUCUGAGUCUCUCUGGGUCACUCUUGGCCUAUUUCAGCCUGUCCGAGUCUCUCUGGGCCACUCUGGACCUAUUUCAACCUGUCUCUUAACAUAUCUGGACCUCACUUGGCCUACCUGAGCCAAUCAGAUUCUCUGUGGGUCUCUCUGGACCUGUCUGAGUCUCUUGGAGUCUCUGUGGGUCUCUCUGAACCUUUCUGAGUCUCUCGGAGUCUCUAUGGGUCUCUCUGGACCUGUCUGAGUCUCUCGGAGUCCCCAUUGAUCUCUCUUGACCUGUCUGAGGCUCUCGGAGUCUCUGUGGGUCUCUCUGAACCUUUCGGAGUCUCUCGGAGUCCCCAUGGGUCUCUCUGAACCUGUCUGAGGCUCUUGGAGUCUCUGUCGGUCUCUUUGAACCUGUCUGAGGCUCUCAGAGUCUCUGUGGGUCUCUCUGGACCUGUCUGAGUCUCUCGGAGUCUCCAUGGGUCUCUCUGAACCUGUCUGACUUUCUCGGAGUCUCUGUGGGUCUCUCUGAACCUGUCUGAGUCUCUCUGAGUCCCCAUGGGUCUCUCUUGACUUGUCUGAGUCUCUCGGCGUCUCUGUGGUUCUCUCUGAACCUGUCUGAGGCUCUCGGAGUCUCUGUGGGUCUCUCUGAACCUGUCUAAGUCUCUCAGAGUCUCCAUGGGUCUCUCUUGGCCUACCUGAGCCAAUCAGAUUCUCUGUGGGUCUCUCUGAACCUGUCUAAGUCUCUCAGAGUCUCCAUGGGUCUCUCUUGGCCUACCUGAGCCAAUCAGAUUCUCUGUGGGUCUCUCUGAACCUGUCUACGUCUCUCGGAGUCCCCAUGGGUCUCUCUGGACCUCUCAGAGUCUCUUGGAGUCUUUCGGAGUCCCCAGGAGUCUCUCUGAACCUGUCUGAGUCUCUGAACCUGUCUGAGUCUCUCUGAACCUGUCUGAGUCUCUGUGGGCCUUUCUGUGUUUGUGUUUGUUUCCCUCCAGGGUUUGCAAUUGUGUGGUGUCAGUGCAGGAAGUGUGGUACUGUAUGCUAGCGUAACUUCAGGAGGUCUUCCAAUGAUGGGGGAAAAUAACAAUGCCAACAGUCUAUAUAGUUUUUGCCUGCAUGUGAAGGUCAUUGAAGUGUGAGAAGCUUGAUUCAUCAGAUGGACUGAUAUACAGAUAUCUUAUGAAUAGUAUUAACGUGGGUUGUUUUUUUUGCAUAAUUAUCCAGUUUGAUCAUUUUACAAUGCAUUCAUCGUAACAAGGUAAAUAUGAACCACCAUGCUGUGAUAUGACAUCUUACAUUACGGACAUCAUUGACAUUGUUUCUAAACUUGUUUUUGUAAAUAAACGUUUCCAGUUGAAUGUG
Messenger RNA from Haliotis rufescens (red abalone), 2132 nucleotides. Its product is annotated as phosphatidylglycerophosphatase and protein-tyrosine phosphatase 1-like. Gene Ontology annotation, molecular function: phosphatidylinositol-4,5-bisphosphate 5-phosphatase activity; protein tyrosine/serine/threonine phosphatase activity; phosphatidylglycerophosphatase activity. Bases 185 to 736 code for a protein of 183 amino acids. The record is from RefSeq and is a predicted model, not a curated record. Gene Ontology annotation, biological process: protein dephosphorylation. Lineage: Eukaryota; Metazoa; Mollusca; Gastropoda; Lepetellida; Haliotidae. The transcript is spliced from 5 exons.